Messenger RNA from Gracilinanus agilis (Agile Gracile Mouse Opossum), 3822 nucleotides. RefSeq names its product myosin-IIIb-like. NCBI's taxonomy places the organism in Eukaryota, Metazoa, Chordata, Mammalia, Didelphimorphia, Didelphidae. Gene Ontology annotation, biological process: protein phosphorylation. The transcript is spliced from 29 exons. Gene Ontology annotation, molecular function: cytoskeletal motor activity; ATP binding; protein kinase activity. Gene Ontology annotation, cellular component: myosin complex. The coding region runs from base 1 to 3510 and encodes 1169 amino acids. The record is from RefSeq and is a predicted model, not a curated record.
AUGCUUGGGCUUGAGUCACUUCCUGAUCCCUCCGACACCUGGGAAAUUAUAGAGACCAUUGGGAAAGGCACAUAUGGAAAAGUCUAUAAGGUAACAAAUAAGAAAGAUGGGAGCCCUGCAGCUGUAAAGAUCCUGGAUCCAAUCAGUGAUAUGGAUGAAGAGAUUGAGGCAGAAUACAACAUCUUACAAUUUCUUCCCAACCAUCCAAAUGUGGUAAAGUUUUACGGAAUGUUUUACAAAGCUGACCAGCAUGUGGGUGGACAGCUAUGGCUGGUCCUCGAGCUGUGCAAUGGAGGUUCUGUCACCGAUCUCGUCAAGGGUCUACUGAAGUGUGGCCAGCGGCUGGAUGAAGCUCUAAUCUCCUACAUCUUGUGUGGAGCACUUUUGGGGCUCCAGCAUUUGCACAAUAACCGGAUCAUUCACCGUGAUGUCAAGGGGAAUAACAUUCUUCUAACAACAGAAGGAGGAGUUAAGCUCGUUGACUUUGGUGUUUCAGCUCAGCUAACCAGUACACGUCUACGAAGAAACACGUCAGUUGGCACACCAUUUUGGAUGGCUCCCGAGGUCAUUGCUUGCGAACAGCAGUACGACUACUCCUAUGAUGCUCGCUGUGACGUCUGGUCCCUGGGGAUCACGGCUAUAGAACUGGGGGAUGGAGACCCGCCCUUGUUUGACAUGCAUCCUGUGAAAACCCUCUUUAAGAUUCCAAGGAAUCCUCCACCUACCUUACUUCAUCCAGAAAAAUGGUGCUGGGGUUUCAACCACUUCAUUUCACAGUGUCUUAUUAAGGAUUUUGAAAAGCGCCCAUCUGUCACCCAACUCCUAGAACACCCAUUUAUUAAAGAAGCCCAUGGUAAGGAUUCGACUCUGCAGAAACAGUUGGCUAAGCUUCUCCAAGACCAGGAAACAUAUCUAGGCUCUGUUGUCAAACCCAGGCAUGAAACCAUGUAUACCAGAAGACUUUGUCAUGUGAACGCUCCUGAAAAAUGCUCCCUGGAUGAUGAUUUGGUUAACCUGGAGGUUUUAGAUGAGGAUACAAUUAUUCACCAGCUACAAAAGCGUUAUGCAGAUUUGCAGAUUUAUACUUAUGUUGGUGACAUCUUAAUAGCCUUAAAUCCCUUUCAAAAUCUCAACAUAUACUCUCCACAGUUUUCCAAACUGUAUCAUGGUGUGAAACGAUCCUCAAAUCCCCCCCACAUAUUUGCCUCAGCUGAUGCUGCUUACCAAGGCAUGGUAACUUUCAGCAAAGACCAGUGCAUUAUCAUCAGUGGAGAGAGUGGUUCUGGGAAGACAGAAAGUGCCCAUCUGAUUGUCCAACAUUUGACCUUCCUGGGAAAGGCCAAUAACCGGGCUCUGAGAGAGAAAAUACUCCAGGUGAACCCCUUGGUGGAAGCAUUUGGUAAUGCCUGUACUGCCAUCAAUGACAACUCAAGUCGCUUUGGAAAAUAUCUUGAAAUGAUGUUCACACCAACAGGAGCUGUAAUGGGGGCAAAAAUUUCUGAAUACCUCUUGGAAAAGUCCAGAGUUAUAAAACAAGCUGUAGGAGAGAAAAAUUUUCACAUUUUUUACUAUAUUUAUGCUGGUCUUUAUCACCAAAAGAAAAUUUCUGUGUACAGCCUACCAGAGAAAAAGCCUCCUAGGUACAUAGAUAAUGAGACAGGAAGGGUGAUGGAAGACAUUAUUGCUAAAGAGUCAUAUGGAAAACAAUUUGAAGAAAUUCAGCACUGUUUUAAGAUUAUAGGAUUCACUGAUGAGGAGGUACAGUCAGUGUACAGAAUCUUAGCUGCCAUUUUGAAUACUGGAAACAUUGAGUUUGCAUCAAUUUCUUCAGAACAUCAGACAGAUAAGAGUGAAGUGCCCAAUUCAGAAGCCCUGGAAAAUGCGGCCACCCUGCUGGGCAUCAGCUCAGAGGAACUCCAGGAAGCUCUCACCUCACAUUGUGUGGUCACCAGAGGGGAGACUAUCAUCCGCACCAACACUGUGGACAAAGCUGCCGACGUCCGGGAUGCCAUGUCAAAAGCCCUGUAUGGGAGGCUUUUCAGCUGGAUUGUAAAUCGCAUCAACACGUUGCUCCAGCCAGACAAAAAUAUAUGCCGUGCAGAACGUGGGAUGAAUGUUGGAAUUCUGGAUAUCUUUGGAUUUGAGAACUUCCGGAGAAACUCCUUUGAGCAGCUCUGUAUAAACAUUGCCAAUGAACAAAUCCAGUACUAUUUCAACCAACACAUUUUUGCACUUGAGCAGAUGGAAUAUCAUAAUGAAGGAAUUGAUGCCAGUGUGGUAGAAUAUGAAGAUAAUCGCCCCCUCCUGGAUAUGUUUCUCCAGAAACCAAUGGGACUACUUUCUCUCCUUGAUGAAGAAAGCAGAUUUCCCCAGGCAACAGACCUGACUUUAGUUGAUAAAUUUGAAGAUAAUCUUCGAUGUAAAUAUUUCUGGAGGCCAAAACGAGUGGAGCUAUGCUUUGGCAUUCAGCACUAUGCUGGAAAGGUUUUAUAUGAUGCUUUUGGCUUUCUUGAGAAGAACAGAGACACGUUGCCUGCUGACAUCGUCAUGGUCCUGAGAACUUCCGAGAACAAACUUGUUCAGCAGCUCUUCUCUAUUCCAUUAACCAGAACAGGUAACCUGGCCCAGGCAAGAGCAAGAGUGACUGCUGCAUCCAGGUCUUUGCCUCCUCAACUCAGUGCUGGGAGAGUCAAGGUUAGUCCCCAGUUCCAGCCCCUUCACUCCCUCUCCUCAAUGCCUCCUCCUGUGGACACCCUAGAAGUGAUGCAUCAUCCAGAAGAAACUACUAACAUGAAGAGACAAACUGUAGCUUCGUACUUUCGGUAUUCACUGAUGGAUCUGCUCUCCAAAAUGGUGGUUGGGCAACCUCACUUUGUCCGCUGUAUUAAACCCAAUGAUGACCGAGAGGCCCUGACAUUCUCCAGGGAGAGAGUGCUGGUACAGCUUCGUUAUACUGGGAUUCUAGAAACUGCCAACAUACGCCGGCAGGGGUAUUCCCACCGCAUCCUCUUUGAAGAAUUUGUGAAAAGGUACUAUUACUUGGCAUUCAGAGCACAUCAGUCACCACCUGCUAACAAAGAAAGUUGCAUUUCUAUCUUGGAAAAGUCCAAAUUAGACCACUGGGAACUGGGGAAAACAAAGGUUUUUCUCAAAUAUUACCAUGUAGAGCAGUUAAAUUUGCUGCUUCGAGAAGUAAUAGGCAGGGUGGUGGUCAUGCAGGCUUAUGCCAAAGGAUGGCUUGGAGCUAGGAGAUAUAAGAGAGUUAAAGAGAAAAGAGAAAAAUGUGCCAUUAUCAUUCAGACAGCCUGGAGAGGAUAUGAUGCUCGCAGGAAGUUAAAGAAAAUAAGCAACAGAAGAAGUGAGGCUGCUGCUCAUAUUCAAGCAGUUUUUAGGAGUUAUCUUAUCCGCAAAGGUAGUACAGGAUCCCUAGCCCUCCAUGGCUGCGCAGAAGGGAGAGAAUCCACAAGAAUUUGCUUUCCUAUGACUGGAAACUCUAAUGGAAGCUGGUGAGUCUUGGUUCUUGAGUAUAUAAUACCUAAGGCUGGCUACCUCUCAUCCAAUCAGUACUGCAGUGGCAUUUAUUCUUGUCUCAAUAUGGAAAGUAAUAUGAUUUACCUAUUUUAAAUAUUUGAAAAAUAUUAUUAAUAGUCCAAAUAGUGUGCGCUUAUAAUCUUUGCUUCUAGGGAAGGCUUCCUGGUGGCUCUCUUGAGCUUGAGAACUCUGAGCUGAAUUGGGGCUAACAUUCAGGGUGGAGUACCCUAAGUAGGAAGGAAGCGGGGUAGAAGGAAAGUAGAGACAGGGAGAGAAAGGAAAGAAGGAAGA